Molecule: messenger RNA, 13484 nt
Organism: Bicyclus anynana (squinting bush brown)
Lineage: Eukaryota; Metazoa; Arthropoda; Insecta; Lepidoptera; Nymphalidae
Exons: 12
Coding region: 539-4009 (1156 amino acids)
Biological process (GO): regulation of transcription by RNA polymerase II
Cellular component (GO): chromatin; nucleus
Molecular function (GO): RNA polymerase II cis-regulatory region sequence-specific DNA binding; DNA-binding transcription factor activity, RNA polymerase II-specific; protein binding
Source: RefSeq, a predicted model, not a curated record
GAAGUACUUUUUACACACAUACUUCCCCACCCGACAAUUUUAUUAUUAGGAAGGGGCUCAAGUUGGGUUGAAAAUAUACAAACAUAUUAAAUUGUACUUUUUAUCCUGCGCCAAAAAAAAAUUAUGGUCACACUCAUGCCGGUCGAAAAAAGCGCAAUUAUUUAAAAUUUAACAACUAAGCCAAAAACACCUGUGCAUCUAAAACCAAUGCAGGUGUAUCGAGAAGUCAAAUAAACUCGCUGCAAGGUUUAUUAUAAAAUUAUAUAAAAUGACUAGCACAAGUCGACUUAAAACCUUUUCACUCGGAAUGUAUAGACGUUAGUGUACAGUUUAUAAAGUUGUAUAUAUUUAAUUACGGUAUAAUAAAGCAUGCGGGGGGGCGAGGCGGCGCGCCGCGCUCUCAUAUUCCGUAUAUUGAUUGUGUGCGAGGGGGCCGGGGCGAGGAGGGGGCCACGGCGUGCCCCACUCUGUUUUUUACGACACGGCUUUCUGUGUAACAUAAUAAGUAUUUAAAAAUUUUGUGAAAUGUUUCGGUGUUAUGUGUGAAAAAUUGGGAAGUCGGAAAAGUGAAUACGAGAUGCAGGGGCUGGUGAGCGAUAAGACGUUCCACUUGAAGUGGAACAACCACCUGCAGAACCUGAGCCAGCUGUUCACGACCAUCUACUCGUCGUCGGCGCUGGCCGACGUCACGCUCUCCUGCCGAGAUGGGACCCUCAAGGCGCACAAGCUCGUGCUGUCCGCCUGCAGCCCCUACUUCGAACAGAUAUUCAAGGACAACCCAUGUCAACACCCCAUCGUAAUACUGAAAGGUAUACCUUUCUCCGAGAUAAAUCUCCUUGUGGAGUUCAUGUACAAAGGCUCUGUGGACGUCCAGGAGUUGGAUCUACAGUCAUUGAUGCACACAGCUUCCGAACUUGAGAUCAGAGGCUUGGCAUACGAGGCGAGGGACAAUGCUGCACAGUUGCUGAAUGUGAACUUGGAGUACCCUACGUAUAGUCAGAAUGCUACGGCUGCUGCAGUUGCGGCAGCUACUGCCUCGGCAACAACAGUUUCCACACCUCAGUCAUACCCACCUGCCAGAACUGAUGUCGAGAGGUUGAAGCAGAUCCACAUGUACCAGCAGUCGAUGAUGCGCGCCGAGGAGAUCCGGCGGCGGCGGCGCGAGGACAUGCCCGGCACGCAGACCGCCGUCAACAACAUCCUGGCGGCGGCCGCGCGCGAGAUGGAGGAGGCGCGCCACGCGGCCCGCAGCGGCGAGCGCGUCGUGGCUAGCAUACAGACUGAGCACGAAGCAGCAGCAAUGGCCACAGCAUCAGAGGUGGUAGCAGCUGCCGUAAAACGCGACAUGCAGACAUCAGAAGAAGACAGGCCGAAGAAGCGUGUCUCCAUCAUGUCACCUGAUGAUGAGAAACUGCGCACCAAGAAGAAGACCAUGACCGUUCGCUUCCAGGACGACAACGUUAUUAAGACUGAGGAACGCCCCAACAAAAUCACCUCGCCUGGGGCGCCAAACGCGAACCACUCGCACGAGCACAAGGAGCCGGAGCUGAAGGCGGGCGGCAUCAAGGUGGUGCAGCUCGCCGUGCUGCAGAAGCCGCACACCGCCAACAACGAGCACGACGACUCAGACGGUGAGGUGCUAGUGGCGACGCGCAUUCACUCUUUGUUCACUCGGCGGGCUCCGCUACAACUCGCACGAGCACCGGAGCCGGAGCUGAAGGCGGGCGGCAUCAAGGUGGUGCAGCUCGCCGUGCUGCAGAAGCCGCACACCGCCAACAACGAGCACGACGACUCAGACGGUGAGGUGCUAGUGGCGACGCGCAUUCACUCUUUGUUCACUCGUCGGGCUCCGCUACAACUCGCACGAGCACCGGAGCCGGAGCUGAAGGCGGGCGGCAUCAAGGUGGUGCAGCUCGCCGUGCUGCAGAAGCCGCACACCGCCAACAACGAGCACGACGACUCAGACGGUGAGGUGCUAGUGGCGACGCGCAUUCACUCUUUGUUCACUCGGCGGGCUCCGCUACAACUCGCACGAGCACCGGAGCCGGAGCUGAAGGCGGGCGGCAUCAAGGUGGUGCAGCUCGCCGUGCUGCAGAAGCCGCACACCGCCAACAACGAGCACGACGACUCAGACGGUGAGGUGCUAGUGGCGACGCGCAUUCACUCUUUGUUCACUCGGCGGGCUCCGCUACAACUCGCACGAGCACCGGAGCCGGAGCUGAAGGCGGGCGGCAUCAAGGUGGUGCAGCUCGCCGUGCUGCAGAAGCCGCACACCGCCAACAACGAGCACGACGACUCAGACGGUGAGGUGCUAGUGGCGACGCGCAUUCACUCUUUGUUCACUCGUCGGGCUCCGCUACAACUCGCACGAGCACCGGAGCCGGAGCUGAAGGCGGGCGGCAUCAAGGUGGUGCAGCUCGCCGUGCUGCAGAAGCCGCACACCGCCAACAACGAGCACGACGACUCAGACGGUGAGGUGCUAGUGGCGACGCGCAUUCACUCUUUGUUCACUCGGCGGGCUCCGCUACAACUCGCACGAGCACCGGAGCCGGAGCUGAAGGCGGGCGGCAUCAAGGUGGUGCAGCUCGCCGUGCUGCAGAAGCCGCACACCGCCAACAACGAGCACGACGACUCAGACGGUGAGGUGCUAGUGGCGACGCGCAUUCACUCUUUGUUCACUCGGCGGGCUCCGCUACAACUCGCACGAGCACCGGAGCCGGAGCUGAAGGCGGGCGGCAUCAAGGUGGUGCAGCUCGCCGUGCUGCAGAAGCCGCACACCGCCAACAACGAGCACGACGACUCAGACGAGAAAGGCAAACACGUCAUGGACGAUGACGAGGAAACAGACUCAAGCGGUUCCAUAUCAGACUCCGGAGCCAACGAGUCGCAGGACGGCCGGCCGCACGUGUGCGACGUUUGUGACGUCAGAUUCGCGCGUUCGUCACACCUUUCGCGGCACCGACUGACGCACACGGGCGAGCGGCCCUUCACGUGCGGCGGCUGCGGGCGCUCCUUCGCGCGCUCCGACAAGCUGCGCGUGCACACCAAGAUCUGCGAGAGGGAGGAUCCAACAGUGGAUAUGCAAAAUGAGGCUGUAGUGAAACGCGAAAACAACUCUGAAGUGAUGUCCGGGAUGGUACGAACCACGCACAGAGAGUCCGGCCAUCUUGUUUUUACCCCCAGCGGUGACGUCAUGCUGCCCCCUCGGGCGGGCAACCCGGUGGUACUCAACACGACCUUGGAACCCGUCAGAAAUGAGAUCAACCAGGGGGACUUAGUGGAUCCCCCUCGUAGGGGCCGCGGCCGACCCAGGAAGACUCCCUUGCCACUCACUCCUAAGAUCAAGAAAAGGAGGGGACGACCUCCCAAAACAUCCCUAGAUAUGGAGGGCUGCGUGCUGACGAGCGGCGCGGUGCAGGGCGGCGCGCUCGCGUCGCACCAGCUGCUGCUCAAGCGCAAGCGCGGCCGCCCGCCGAAGAACUACUUCAUCUCGCGACCCGGUAUGGAAAUGUCGAUACCGAUCCAGUACGGGCUAGCCGCAGAUAUAGCCAAGAUUUACGGCAGACCCAACGAAAACUACAAUGCGACGAACCUUCCUUUCGGCGACUUCUCCUACCUUACCGAGAUGAUGUACAACCCGCUCGCCUACUCCUACGGCGUGACCAGCGUGGACCCGGACCGAAACGUAGACGCGGACCACAGCAUGACCACAGAGACCUCCCACGACAGGACCAUCGACGUAUCGGACUCUUCUUCGGACGAUGAAGACAGUUCAAGGGUGGAGCCCGAAGAGAAUAUCCCACCAAUUGGACUCGAAACUCAAAUUAUGACCGUAGGCGACUGCCAGAUCGUCAAACUACCCCCAAACAAUGAGGACAAAGAGGACAAAAUGGAACAGUCCCCUUCGGAAACUAUAAUCGUCCCCGCGUCAACUCCCAGCUCGGUCACAAUCACGCCGAUAACAACUGUAGGUGACUGCACCAUCAGGCCCGUUAUCGAUAACACAUAAUGCGAGAAUCUUAGGGUCUACCCCGUCAUCUUGAUACCCUUCAAAUGGAAAUAGAUUGACGGUUUACGGUGAGUGAACGGAUUUUGUACUACUUACCCUUUGUGACACGGGCACUUGUACCCAAAAUCACUCUAACCCACGCGACGCUAAGAAUACUCAGACAAUCAAAUGUUUAAACUUUAUACGCCCAAAAAUAUUCAAUGAUUUUUCGGGAAUAUAAGUUUUAAUUACAGAGCUUAGUAUUGCUUGGGAGUAGGGUGUUAUCAUUGUGUUACCGGCUUUAACUCGGUUUUAUUUAGACAUUCCAAAGCCUUGAUAGUUUUAGAGUUGACAUAAUGACAUUGACUGGACUAUAAAGAAGAUACACGUCAGACAGAUAUAUACGUUCUGUAUAUGAUGCUCUUAUAUUCUUAAGAUAUACCUACUGUACUGUACUUUUUUGUGCAUUUCGUACUGGUGUACGAGAAUUUCUACUUAUAUUUUAUACAAAUACCUAUUUCAAUUUUUUUUUUUCAGAAGCCCAUUGGGGUAAUUUACAUGAGCUAUAUUUGCCUAAAAAUUCUGGUGUAUAAAGACAGUAACAUAUUCAUAAUAUUCUUGACGUAAGUUGUUCCCUAUAAAAUAUUGUCUUGCUUCAAAACAAGUCACGACAAUUUACACGGGUCGUACAUAAAUGUUAAAAUAACACACGACGUGAGUUUCAUUAAUUUUGUAAAUGCGAAAUUCGUUCACUCACGUAGUUCUAAUUUGUCACGCGAUGACGAACAAUCUAUACCAGUUUCCUAUUUCGUCCAUUUUGUUUGUUAUCGCAACCCUAUAACUGUAGUCGAAGAACGUCUUCCUUGAAUGGCUCUAAUGAAAUGGACGAAUAACUUUCCUAUCUACUCUUUUAUUUCAGGGGUAGACACUAAGGACUAUUAUUGUGGUAGCAUUCGUUUGGAACCGAGGUCGCUUCACCCAUUGUCGUAUUAAAUACUGAUGUAGUUUAUAUGUAUGUGGACGCUAUUUUAAUGUAGUCGCCGUGCAGUGAACCGAUAUAAAUUAAGUUAACUGAAGUAAAAAUUGAAAUGGAUUGGAUGGAAUUUGAAGUAUGCAUGAUAACGAAAUACACUUCAUUCAAAAUAUGCUAGUGUCUCUUUAAUAAAGAAAAAUAAAUAAUGUGGUGUUUUGUUCAUUUAGCUGGAUUUAACUGACUGUUCACUUAGUUUAUAUCGGUAUUUUUGCGGUAUAUGGUACAUUUACUGUAAAAUGCUUGUGCCAUCGUCUUAAGGCAUAUAGUGCCUUUUGAAAAACUUUUUGAUUGCUAUGAAUAUGAAUUAAUGUGAGCGUUAGAAUUUGAUGUCUUCCUAACUGUUUUAGCGUAAUUAUAAAUGUAGCGCCUUAUCUGAAGGGAAAUUGGAUACACGUCGUGGGUUUAAAUGGAAUUAAUACUUUCUGCACUUAAAACAUAUAAAACGAAUACUAUUAACUAAUAUCGUGGGUCUUUAGUCGUGAGUUUGUUAAACCUUACGCCUAUAGUUGUCACAUUUUGUAAGAUCUUAGACAUAGACAGUUUGACAUACACAACUGACUCACUCACGUUCUGGUACAAAAUAAUACGGUAAUACGGGUAUUUCAUCGUGAGUGCGAUUAUAAAAAUCUCUAUACGUCAAUCGCAUGUAAAUAGUGAUUUUCUUGCAAAAAGUUGUCUUUUUCUAACUACCCACGACGUGUGCGUAAAUGUUGAAUAACACCGCGACGUUUUCUUGUUAUUUCGGCGGCCUAAAUAAUGGACUUGAAAAAAAUGCUACUACAAUGAUCGAGGGACAACAAAAAAAAAAAUGAUAUAAUGAUAAGAAAUAAAACAAUUUGACUGUCGAACAUGCAUUUAAAUUGGUAAUGAUGUAAUUUAUUUAAAAAAUGCGAGAUUUAUUGUAACCGCUAAAGCUUUACAUGUGACGCGUGGGCACUCGGCGCCGGUGCGGUAUUUUCACAGGUAGAUAUGAACAACAUACAGGAUGUCUCGACUUGGUUGUACUGGUUUUCCACAAGAAUCUAGUUUUCCACGUGAACGUCCGAGAGAAGAAAUCGGUUUAAAUGUACCGUUUAAAUGUACCGACCAAAAGUUCCCAAUAGAGUUACUGCGGCUUGCUGUGGCAAAAAUGAAACUCUAACGUAUAAAAGAUAAGGUAUGUGUUAGAAUGAGGACUUUCUGAAAGGUUUUGAUGCAUUGUGCCACAGUGAACCAUAGUGUUCAAUUGUUGGACGUUGAAGUGGAUUUCAUUUACUUUGGAUACACUUGGGUCCAUUCUAAACUAAGUUAUGUCUUAAAUCGUGAGAGACCAACUCGAAUGGUCCACUCUCUAAUGUCGUCCCACCAAUUUCGCAUGUGAAGACCGGUUGCUCUACCUUUACGUUUCUUUCUAAGAUUAAACUUGAAAAUGGAAACUGAGCAAUCGGCAGGUGUCCAAAAAAAGCUCAGUUUUGUCUGCAUUUGCAGUUAUCAAAAGACUCCUAAAAUACAUCACUAUUGACCGAUUUUACAGUUCCCCUUCCAGUUUUAAGGCUUGAUGGCCCUUCUUGAUGCUGUUCCGGUUUUUAAUAUAUCGUUAAAGAGCCAUAAGGUAUACCACAGGCUUACAACGUAUAUUUGUAAACUUUUCGAGCUAUAACUUGAAAGUAUUCCAAAGCAAAGUUUAUUUUAAAUUAAACUUGACUUUGUGAGUAAGGAUCAAAUCUUACAAAUAACGUUACUCUAAAUAUUUUACCCGAAGAUGGUAGACAAAAUGUCUGUUAAUGGUUAAUUUUGUUGUUACCGAUUUUCGAAGCAUUUCUCAAUCGAUUGAUUGAUGCAUGUCAACUAGGUCGAGACAUCGUUAAUUGUUCAUUUAAUAUAUAUAUAAUCUGAGCCAUAUUACAUGAUAAUGAUAGUUUAAGGAUCUUUUAUAUGUAUUGUAGAGUAUUUUCCUAGCCCCGCGCAUGCGCCGCGCGCCCGCGCGUCGUUCAGAUAUACUCAUCGAGACCCAACCAUUAUGAACAAAUGUCACAAUCAUCAUAAUUAUUAUUAUUGGAAUAAUAAACAUUAUGCGUGAAAACCUGAACCGACAUUUUGCGAUAGUUGCAGUGAGAUGAGUGUCAAGAGAUGACGAGAUCAUUCUGACUACAUAUCGGUAUUUAGUCCAAAGACAUAGCUUAUCGGUAAAGCGGUCGGAGAGGUUUUGGUUCGAUCCUCGCCCCGUUGGUCUAUUGUCGUACCCACUCCUGUACGAUAUCCUCCUCUAUUGUCGUAAUACUGUCUUUCCCGACUAGUUGCCAGGAAUGGGAAUAUUAAAAAAAUGCCAAAUAUUCUUUAAAAAAAUAUUGCUCUCUCUUUUGCCCCAUCAUAACAAAACAGAUAAAGUCCGGCCACUCAGAGAUUGCGUUUCUGACAGAUGGGCGAUGUAACGUGAGAGAGAGAGAGGCAAAAAACGAGGCAAUUGUAAUUGUAUAUACGACCUAAACGCAAUCUCUGAGCGACCGAACUUUAGCAUAAAUAUCGUGAUCUUGAUCUCUUGAUCGUGAUCGUAAAAGAUAUUGCUCUAUCUUUUAUUCAAAAUAAUCUUGUUAUCUUUUGACGCGCAUCUAAUAGAAGUAGAAUAGUAUACUUUUAAGUACUGUCAUAUCAUAGUAAACCAAAAACAAAAAGAUAUUUUUUUUUGUUAUUGCUUUACUGAGAUAUUUUAAAGGGCUAGAACUUAGAAGGUCAGAGUCAGGAUUUUUUUUGUAUGGCCAUUAUAUUUCCAUGGCAAAGCUUUAUAUUAAGUAAAAGUAAAUAGAAUGGUCUUAUACUAAGAUGUUUAACAUAGGUUUUCACGUACGAUGUCGCAUAUAAUAUUCACGUAUAGAUUUAUAAUAUUUUCCGAAACUCUACAUAGAGGAGUGUUGCAUAUUUACUAAUUAUUGUAAUGAUGGAACGUAGAUAUAUUUAAUAAUAAAAAUAUUGUACUGUGUUGCCUUCAGCGUACUAUGUACUUAUGUCUAGCUGAUUAUCCAUGUGAGUGUAAUUUAAAAUUUCUUAAAGAAGACAGAUUCUUUUAUAACAUAUACGCUUUAGUGGGCAGCAACCUUUAUUUACACGAUUCGGGAAAAAAAUGCGAUGUCUCUCCCACAUGUUUAUAUUUUUUUUCGGUUCCUUUCGAAAACGAAGCAGACUAAAAAGAUUAUUUUAGUAUCAAAAAUAUUUUUGCCUAGAUAUAAUUAUAUUCGUAAGUAGCGUCUGAUUGGCUGUCUAUAAUAAUAAUAUAAUGGAUAUAUUAUGUAAUCGAACUAAGUAAUAUUUUAAUACUCGUAUUUAAUCAUAUCGUAGUAUUUCUUUUUAAUGAUUAUAUUAUCACGUGUAAUUAUAUUGUUGAGUAACGCGUCGUCUGCGAUAUGAUGAAUGACGAGCAGAUUUUGGAAUUAUUUUGCUUAUAAUAAAAAAAUGUGUUAAACAAUUAAAAUUUAUCCACUAACAUUAGGGUGAGUGUACACUGAUCCGAGGAGUUCCAACGUUUUUACAAAGUUUUGGUACUAUUACGGACAAAUUAGCUAGUGACGUGACGGGUAGCAGGGAUAGCUAUUUUACCAUAAUUUUGUGGUAGAGGAAACACCUCAGGUCCCAGGACUUGUGACCUGGGGUCUAGAUUUAAGGGUUCCCUUUAGAAUGCAUAAACACUCACCUCCCCUGCCCGACAUGUUCUCCAUGCUCACACUAAACAAUUUAUGAUCAAUAAUUACAACACAAAUUCACUAACGCGACUAGCAGCGUGACGGUGUCCACGCUGCCUAACAAAGAACUGAACUCUAGUCAUCAAAUACCCUCUUAUUUAUACCAUCACUGUUCGUACAGAUACCUUCUUCUUUAUUAUAAUAUAAAAAAUAAUGUUUAUACCCGUACUCGAGGAACUCAUAACAUUUGUCCAGCUUAAUAAUCAAAUCAAUAUAUUCAGUGUAUUGUUGCCUCAAACCAAAUGAUGAGCCCACUUGUAGCAUUCACCGGAUCCGAUCACAUACAAUAUUUUAAUUAUAUAGGUACAUACAUAUGUAACUUCUAACUUGGCUAAAGGCCUAGUAAUACUUUAUAAGCGUUCGUGAUGUAACACAUAGUAAACAGCCAUACACAAUUCAAAGUGUGUUUUCGGCACACGCGGUUAAUUACUAAAAUAUUUUGGAUUUUGUCGAACAACGUUUGCUAUUGAACGUUGCAUGUCCAACACAACACAAUACGUAACGUACCAUUACGUUGUACGAGUAAGGUCCGUUUAUAUCUACAGACGUCAACAGCACAGACAAAAUAUUCUUUCGGUGAAUACUGACUGGGCGCACCCCGUGUCUGUCAACGUCUGUGCGGCCGCGUUACGAUAGAUAAACACUGUAUACAAAAAUAUUAUUUUGUCUGCCACGGCACGUGUCUGGCACGCUAAAUGUCUGUAGAUAUAAACGGACCUUCAUGCCGUUACGUGACGUUAGAGUUCGUUGGAUCAGUGUACACCCGAUAUUGGAGUCAUCGUGUAGAGCGCACGCGCUGUUUCGCCUUUCCAUGUCUAAAUGUAUCAAUCUCUGUGAAUAUUAGAUCGUAGAGCGUAGUGUCUUAGAUAAAAAAAAUAUAUUCUAAAUAUUAUAACUCGGCAACACCACACGAACAAGUGAUACGAUGCCCGCUAAAUAUUUUUAGCGGAACAUUGUGAUGACGUAACUAUAUUUGUUUAACCAUUUUUGCCUAUAAAUGUGUAAUCGUAGACUUAAAAAGAAUGGUACAAGACUAUCUAAUUUAAUACUGCUGGUCGAACAACAAGGAUAUCUAAAUACCUUUUAAAAGUUGCUAAAUGUCUCAGUCGACUCGAUGCCACAUUUUGACUAUUUAUUUAAUUAAAAAGUCAACUAUUAUAUUUUUCUCUAAAUACGGUAGUUCGCAAAAUCUGCGUCAGUCAUGUUUUUGUCAUCAAAAGAAUCAGACGUUCUUAUUUUGUUCAAAUCUCAGUAAAAUACAUUACACAGAGUUCGUCAAAUAUUUCGUUCUUCCCGUUAUUUUAGUGAAUAUUUUAAAUUGAAAGACUUCGACAAUAGUCAAUAUGAAUGAAAUGAAAUUUGUUAGUGAAAUUUUCUUACUGAUGAAAUGGUAAAGAAAAUCGACAAAUCAAUGGUUUUGAAACCAUCGAAAUUGACCAGACCUGCAUUCUGUAAAGUUAUCGCUCAUUUCCAUGACAACUUUGUCAGUGACAUUUUAUUUUUGGCAUCCCAUAGAAAUAAAGUUCAAAUUCUAAUAAAACUUGUCAUAGACGAAUAUUACAUCGACGAGUAUAAAAUAGCGGAAUCGCACACCAGCACUAUUGCAUUAGAUGUUUCGUACGCCAUAACCCCACGCGUAAGACAGCUCUUAACCAAUCGGUGUGCGGUUGUAAAACAGCCGGGAUUGGAUUUUUCUGUUCUGAAGUUUAUGCUAAGUUCCUCUAAGUUUAUUGUAAAGUUCGUUCAGUCGCGGCCCGUUGCCGCGCAGCGAAGGACGUCUUCAAAGUAUUAACUCGCUACUAUAUAAAAUAUUUUUAAGAAAUUAUUUUGAUCAAAAAUACAUGUACAGUAGUAUAGUUCCUAACGUGUAAUCGAUACAAAAUUAUUGUAACCCCUUUCAAUUUAAUCGUAGUUGAUUACAUAAUUUUUAAUUGAUUUCGUUUUAGUGUCGGGUCGGGUGACUUUGCUUUUUGAUGUGAAUUUUGGCAGUUUAUGAAAUAUUAAUCAGACGUCACAACUUAAACAAAAAUAAUCUUUAAUUACUGCCAUACAAACCGUCUAUUACCAUACAGAAUACCUUUCACUUCAAUUAAUAAGAAAUAUAUUACUAAGUCCUUGAUAACAAUAACAAAUAUAUAUUCUUUUACAGAAAUCUGAGUAAUCUGUGCAGUGCAUAUAUUUUCAAAUUAUUUCAAAUCACAUACUUAAGAGAAAAAAUACAUUGGCACUACAUGUCUAACACAGAAUAAUCUAGGCGUUUUCAUUUAUCUGGUUUAUUUUUCAUUCAUUUCUCUGUUUUAACACGUAGGUUACUUUUUAUCGCGGAAAAAUCCAUGGCCCUCGCGGGAUUUGUGAAAAACUAAAUUUUACGAGGGCGUUCGCUAGUUUUCUAUAUUUUCAAAUCAGCAAAAUUAUUUUCAAGUUUUAUUAGACUGAUAAAGUAGCAUCGAAUAGCAAAGUCACUUAACUUGUCUGUAGCGGUUAAGUUUAUAUAAUUUCAAGAUCAAAUUAAUUAUUAACUCGUAGUUCACUACUAGUGAUGUAUCGUCGAAUUCGUUUUAAGGUGUGCUUAUGUUGAUGUCGGAUGUUUUGUUUAUUGAUUUCGUAUUUAAUGGAAGACUGCUCUGUACCGUUCUCUAUUAUAUCGACGUUUUAUUUAGGACCGAUUCGAUUUAUCGAUGUUUUAUUUAGGACCGAUUCGAUUUAUCGAUGUUUUAUUUGUCGAUGUUUAUUUUUUUACCGAUUCGACUUGUCGAUGUUUUGUUUAGUACCGAUUCGACUUGUCGAUGUUCUGUUAAGUACCGAUUCGAUUUGUCGAUGUUUUGUUUAGUACCGAUUCGAUUAAUCGAUGUUUACGCGUAAAGCCCAAGAGGCAUUUAUUCUCAUGAGUCUCAAACGGCAAGCUAAGGUUAUUGAGUGUUAAUUUAACGAAAGAAUCUGUAUUUUUAUAACUAAAGAUAAGUUAAUGCGCCGGAUAAUAUAAUAAUCGGUUACACUUUCACCCCUUGCAAUGUGAACUUAUGUAUAUCCCAUAUUAUGUAGUAGGUUAGGUUUUUAAGUUGAAAAUUACAUUGGCCCUAUUGGCAUUGUGUUGUCGUUAAGUUUAGUGUGUUUCCAGUUGCCGCUCUACUACUAGUUAACAUCUUCUUAUUAAAAAAAAAACAACGGAUGAGUUUCUUGCCGACUCUUCUCAAAACAUGCCUUUCGAACCGGUGGCAAAGUAAACAUUUUAACUUGACUAUUCAAAUGAAAAGACGAAAGUUGUCUUUUUGUUACAAAAACGAACGUUUUUAUGAAAUGAACAAUUUAGCAUAAAGUAGAUGGCAUUUUUUUGCAUCGUCAUCUAUUAUCCAAUGGUAUCGCAGUCCGUAUUCAUACUCACGUAAGAUGUUGACUAGAGAGAGGGAGAGGCUUUAUAGUUUUGCAAUAAAAAAAAGUAAUCCCUUAUUUAUGGAAUGUUAGAAGUGUGUUUGACCGGUUGAUUGCAUUUAUAUUAUCUAUCGUUUUUUUUCAUAUAACCAUUAUAAUUAUAAUUAUGAAAUAUUCGCAGUGGUACAAUAUGAAUUUACAAACGUCUUGCUUUACACGUGUUAUUUAAUGAAUUCUAAACGCAUUUAUUUAUUAGUAAUGCCCAUAAAUUACUUGUUGUAAAAUAAAUCAAGUUCAUCUAUCAAAGCAAUCAAUUUGUAAAGAAUAUUUAAAAUAGGAGGUAGUUAAUUCUAAAGAAGUAAACUCACGAACCUAUCUCAGAUCUUUUUGUUUGCAUUUAAAAAAAUCAAUUUAUUUAUUGUUAUAAAAAUCUUUGUGAAGAUCGAACGACGAAUCUGUGGUAUAAAGAGGCACAUACUUAUCUAAAAUUAUUACAUACUAGAAGUUAUAUAGGUACAGCGUAUAUGUAUCUGAAAUUACGAUUUAUCUAAUAAACCUCUAAUUUGCGUUUUUUCAACGACUUAGGAGUGAAUGAAUGAAUUAGCAGUGGGGGAACCCCUAAAAGAGGUCUUGGUUUAAAGCCCUUUAGGGUUAUCAAAAAUAAAUAAAAGGGCUUUGUAUUUAUUUUAUGAUUGCUUGUUUUAGCCCUAAAAUAAUUUUAUUGUAGGGUAAAAAUAAAUUCGAUUCGCCGCAAAUCGAAACCAUAGUAUUUUUUACACUGCCAUAUUAUAUUUUAUUUUAUUAUUUGUAAAUACACUUUGUACCGCUGCAACAUUUUUUUUUACUAUAAAAAUCAAUUUUAAAUGAACUUUUGUGUUUUUAAAAUCUCAUUAUAUUAUUUUAUCUCGUUUAAGGCCUAUUUUAUUGAUUUAAAUGUGUUAAUCUUUCAAAAAAUAGGGCCAUGAAAUGAAUUAUGGAAAAAAUCAUUGUUACAACAGCUAUUUUGAUGAGAUUUUUUUUUGUAUAAUUUAUACUCAAGUUUUUAUGUUAUGAAUCAAAUGGAUGUAUACAAAUCAGGACAAAUUUUUUUAAUUUGUAAUUGUGAAGGAAUAUUUUUAUAUUCUUGUAUUGUGAAAUGGCUAUAUCAUUUUACGUUGUGAUCAUGUAAGUGCAAAAUUUUAAUUACUUUUAACCAGUUUCGUUGACGUGGGUCAAUUUGAGGGCAGCAGGAAUGAUGUUCAGUUCUGCAUUGUCCGAGAGCAGUAUUUUUUAGCUGUAGUUCUUUAUUAUUAUAAACUUUUUUUUUAUUUUAACAUUUACGAAAUUCGAUCGUUAGUUAAUUUCUAACAAUGAAAUAUUUAAUAAAGAAAUCAAAAAUAAA